AUGAUGAUGAGUAGCUUUGUGAAGAAGUUCUUCUGUGGAGCAAAGGGGUUUCGAAUUUCCUCCAUUUUCAAGUCGGACAAUUCUCGAGUUGCGCCUGUGCCACAAAAGGCCGGUCACGUCCGUGUGUAUGUUGGAAGAGACAUUAGCAUGAUGUGCAAGUUCGAGAUGGAAGCUAAUUACCUGAACCACCCACUCUUCCAGAGUCUACUUGAGCUAUCUGCGGAGCAGGAGUACGGUUAUUCCUACAAUGGAGCUCUAAGAAUCGCUUGCAACGCCGAUCUCUUCCUCUACAUUGUUCAUCUCCUCGAUAAUAGCAAUCCUGCCGCCCAUUACAUGGAUCUUUCCAAUCUCAUUUCCAAAUUCAACAGUACUAGCUAG
Messenger RNA from Argentina anserina (silverweed cinquefoil), 378 nucleotides. RefSeq names its product auxin-induced protein 6B-like. Lineage: Eukaryota; Viridiplantae; Streptophyta; Magnoliopsida; Rosales; Rosaceae. The record is from RefSeq and is a predicted model, not a curated record. Gene Ontology annotation, biological process: response to auxin. The transcript has a single exon. Bases 1 to 378 code for a protein of 125 amino acids.